UACUGCGGUAUUUGUGGCUACUGUAGACAGAGAAUCAGAAUCUCAUCCAUUAGUCCAAUGGGAUCCACCGCAAAUCCUCCGUCUGCGAUUCACAACGUCUUCGUGUACGGCAGCCUCCUAGCUGACGACGUCGUUCAAGUCCUCUUGAAUCGCAUCCCUGCCUCUUCCCCUGCCACUCUUCCCAACUACCAUAGAUUUAGCAUCCGAGGACGUGUUUACCCUGCAAUUUUACCCAUUGAAAAUAACAAAGUUACUGGGAAGGUACUCUUAGGCAUCACUCCUCUGGAGCUACAUAUUCUGGAUGAAUUUGAGGAUGCUGAGUAUGAAAGGAGGACUGUCGAUGUGUUCUUAAUGGAUAGUUCUGAGAAGUUGCAGGCCCACACUUAUGUUUGGGAGAACAAGACCGAUCCAAACUUAUAUGGCGAGUGGAAUUUUGAGAUAUGGAAACAAUUGCACAAGGACGACUUUUUGAAGAUGACGAAAGGUUUUGUGGAAGAACUGGGGCUUCCGGAUUCAAAGAGGCGAGUCGAGACCUAUGAAUCCUUCUAUCCACAGACAGAGAAUAAUCCUUCCAAUCCUUAAUGGUGUGUUUUCAAUUUAUUCUAUUGAGAAUUGUUUCUUGAUAAGAUUUAUAAUGUCUGCUGCAAAACAUAUGCCCAGAUAAGAUAAUUGUCUUUAAAACAUAGUUGAGCAGAGUAUGCGUAGUGCAUGCAACCAAUAAUGCAUAAUGAUUCAUUCUCAGUUGUGUAAUCCUGAUCCCAUUUUGUGUACAUUUUAAGAUUUAGUUAUUGAAUAAAUCUUUAAAAUGUAACUUAUAUUACAAUUUGAUAUUUGCCUCUUUGUAAAGCCAUUUUAACUAUGCCACUUGUAGUUAUAGUGAUGGAGAUGGAGAUCGAAUAAAGAUAGGAUUUAGAUA
Messenger RNA from Olea europaea var. sylvestris, 916 nucleotides. Its product is annotated as AIG2-like protein D. The transcript has 5 exons. Lineage: Eukaryota; Viridiplantae; Streptophyta; Magnoliopsida; Lamiales; Oleaceae. Bases 58 to 582 code for a protein of 174 amino acids. The record is from RefSeq and is a predicted model, not a curated record.